Messenger RNA from Echinostoma caproni, 288 nucleotides. The record is from the annotation of a GenBank genome assembly. NCBI's taxonomy places the organism in Eukaryota, Metazoa, Platyhelminthes, Trematoda, Plagiorchiida, Echinostomatidae.
AUGGCGUCCUGUAAUCUGGAGAACUUGAAUAUGCAUGCCAGUGCACGCGAAGUCGAAGACUAUCUUGAACGGUUCGAGAUUUGGUGUAUUACGUGGAAAGGACUCGAUGGAGAACGCAAAACGGCUUAUUUCCUAACGGUCAUCGGAAAGGAUGCAUACUCAUUGUUGAAGAAUUUGGCACUUCCUGACUCCCUUAUAUCGUUGUCGUAUGAAUCCCUGAAAACCUUGCUGCUGAAGCAUUUACAGCCGGCUAAUUUCGAAGCUGCUGAACGAGCCAAAUUUCAUUGA